Bathycoccus prasinos is the source of this 261-nucleotide messenger RNA. RefSeq lists its product with no specific name. Lineage: Eukaryota; Viridiplantae; Chlorophyta; Mamiellophyceae; Mamiellales; Bathycoccaceae. The record is from RefSeq and is a predicted model, not a curated record. Bases 1 to 261 code for a protein of 86 amino acids. The transcript has a single exon.
AUGGCGGACGCGAUCGAGAUGGCGUUUCCAUCGGUCAUGGUCAGAGGGAACGAGAAAGAAGAAGAAGAAAAAAACCAAGAGGAGGAAUAUUUUCGAGUGGAGUUUCGAGAUCGAACAGUAUUCGAGACGAGAGGAGGAGGAGGAUCUACACUCCCGAUUAAAAUGGAAGAGAUCGUGGAGAUGUUGGAAGAGCGCGUCGCGGAAGCGGAGAAGGAGAUGUUUGGUGGUGGGGAUGAUGGAAGCGGCGGAGGGUGCGGGUAA